Molecule: messenger RNA, 3163 nt
Organism: Pseudonaja textilis
Lineage: Eukaryota; Metazoa; Chordata; Lepidosauria; Squamata; Elapidae
Gene: ING2
Product: inhibitor of growth family member 2
Biological process (GO): positive regulation of DNA-templated transcription
Cellular component (GO): nucleus
Source: RefSeq, a predicted model, not a curated record
GCCCCCCUCCCCCUUCGGCCGAUUAAAGACGCAGCCACCUGAGAGUCUCCCUCACUGCCCCCUUUCCUCCCUUCCUGCCCUGGAGCGAUCCGAGCGGGCUGAACGAAGAGGGAAGGGGGUGUCACGUCCGGUAACGAUGUUGGGGUCGCCGGGGCAACAGCCCGCGGGGGCGGGGUCUGGGGCGACGGCCGGGGCAGCUGCCGGUUCUGCUGCCACUGCCGCCGGCGGGGCCGGGGGCAUCGCGAGCUUCCCGUGCGGAGGGGCGUCCGAGAGGCUGUUGGCGCGCUACGUGCAAGACUACCUGGAGUGCGUCGAGUCGUUGCCGCUGGACAUGCAGAGGUUGGCCUCGCUUCUGCGCGAGAUGGACACGCGCUGCCGUGAAGCUUUGAAAGAAAUUGAUGAGGUGUAUGAAAAAUACAAAGCUGAAGAUGAUCCUGCACAGAAAAAGCGUUUGCAGCAGUAUCUUCAGCGAGCUUUGAUCAACAGUCAAGAACUUGGAGAUGAAAAAAUCCAAAUAGUUACUCAGAUGCUUGAAUUAGUAGAGAACAGAGCCCGGCAGAUAGAAUCCCACUCUCAGUGCUUUCAAGAUCUGUCAGACACUGAAAAACCUAUUGAAAAGUCAAAACAGGAUCUAUGUCAACCAGAAAGAUCUUCACGAAGACCCCGUCGGCAACGUACUAGUGAAAGCCGUGAUAUAUGCCAUAUAGCAAAUGGAAUUGAUGAGUAUGAUGACCAGCCACCUAAAGAAAAAAGAUCCAAAUCUGCUAAAAAGAAAAAACGGUCUAAAGCUAAACAAGAAAGGGAAGCUUCACCAGUAGAAUUUGCAGUUGACCCUAAUGAGCCAACUUACUGUCUUUGUGACCAAGUAUCUUAUGGAGAAAUGAUAGGCUGUGACAAUGAUCUGUGUCCCAUUGAGUGGUUUCAUUUUUCAUGUGUUGGACUCACUUAUAAACCAAAGGGAAAAUGGUAUUGCCCAAAGUGCAGAGGAGACAAUGAGAAGACUAUGGAUAAAUGUACAGACAAAUCCAAAAAGGAUAGAAGAUCAAGGUAGUAAAUGCUCUAGUGUACAGACAGCUGUGUGGUUUCUAUAAAACUAUUUAAUAAGCAGAUUAGUAUUUUAGAAUAAUGCAUAAAACUAUGCAAUAAUUUUUAAGAUGUACAGUAGUAUUGGACUGUUCACAGAUGUCAAUACUUUUUUCUGCUUUUUAAUAUUCUGCACUAAACCAAAAUUUUCAAACAGGGUCACAUGGGAGUAGCACAGAAGGAAUUUAGGAAUUCCAAAUUCCUCACUCUUUUUAAUUGUGGAAUUAUGGUGAUAUAUGAAGAGGAAAUACUGGAAAGAUAAUCAUGUUAAAACUGAUUUGUUGUGGCUGUAAAUUUAGUUGAAUAUAGCAUAUUUUGCUGAGAACAUGUUAGUUCAAUGAUGCUUUUAGUCUUCAGAAUUCUAAAGAUAAUAUUUGAAUCUAUUGCCAAACUUUAAAUUUUAAACCUUUGAAAUAUAAAGCCAGUUUUUCUUCGUGUCUUCCAUGUGAUCUAGUAUAUGUCAUUAACUUAUUUUAUAUUAAUUUUGUGGUGAGUUUAUAAGUCUGUUUAAAGAAAGUAUAUUAAACAAAUACUGGAAGAGUUGCAAUCAGCAUUAAUUGCAGUCCUAAACUGGAGUAUUCGUUCUCACUAUGCUCUUCAGUUUCUUCAGUCCUUUUGUGCCAUCUUGUUCAUAAUUCCUUAGAUGUUUAAAAAAUGUAAUCAUGUUGCAAAAUUUAGAUAUACAAAGAAUACAUAAAUACUGUAAGAUCAGUUUGUGAAGUAAACUUGACUGAUCUUAAUAUUUUAUCUUAAUUUGAUUUACAGCAUCUAAGGGCUUAGCAAAGAGCAUUCAUAGGAAAAAAAAGUUAUUUUCUAGAAGAGUACUCCUAUAGGCAACUCUUAAUGAAAUAUUUUACAUUGAAACAAAUAACUAAAGAAUCCCCAAACUAAAUAUUUCUUUAAUGGAACAGUUUUGAAAUUGAUGAUAUACAGCUGUAGUCAUCUGACUGCCUAAUUUAAUGCCAUAGAUUUUUCCCAGAUACUAAUUUUAUUUUUUAUAGAAAAUUAGAGUACUUCAUUUUAUUUAUUAGACAUUACAGACUCCGUGUAAGUAAAUCUAUUGUAAAGCAAAAACAUAAGCACACCAGCAAAAAAAUCCAUUAUUGAAUUCUUGUUCCUAUGGUGUGAAAUAACAUUUGGCCAUUUCUUACAUUUUGAGUGAGGUUUGAAAAAAAAAAAGCUUGGAUACUACAAAAAAUUCAAAUUAAUUUAAAUAUUCAGAAAUUAUUUUGAAAGCAUGGCAGUACAGCUGCAUCACAUGGACUAAAGAUAUUCAGCCGUUUAACUAGAAAUUGUUGUACUACAUAAGGAUUGGAUUAUUUCACAUAGCCAUUAUAUCCAUGUUAAAUCUGAAAUUGUGUCUCAUGAAUUAAUUGUAUCUACUAAACUGACCACAAGGUAUGUCAUGGUCAAAUGGCAUUGCCUUCUAUAAAUAUCAUGUCUUACCUUGUUAGGGGGACACUUAAUUGCACAUUCAUAAUAUAGCUAUAAUAUGCUUUUAUUUUGAAUAUUUGCCCCUCCCCCACCCAAACAUAGUUCUGCAAUGGACAGAUAAAAUGAAAUUCUAACUUAGUAAUAUGCUUCUGUAGUUGCUACUUACUUUUCUGGAUGAUCCAAGGAAAGAAAUCACACAAUAAUUUUAUGAUGGUGUGUAAAAUUUUGAAGAAUGUUAAUUGACUAAUAUGUGCACUACAACAUUAUCAUAAAACAGACUACUUACAUAUUCAUAUCUAUUUGUGGACACAAUACUUCUGUACCCAGAGAGCGAUGUGCAUUAACUUCUGAUAAGAGGAACCAGAAUGUGUCUACUUUUGAGAAAAACUGAUUCUUAAUCAAUUACAAUUAGUCAACUACAUUAGUAAAAUUAUGCUUCCUAUUUUGAGAAACUGUAUUAUUACUAUGAAGUUCUGUUUUGAUUUUUUAAAAAUAUGUUGUUUGAUAUAAUAUGACAAUCUCCUUGGUUCAAAAUUUAUAAGCAUAAGCACAUGGAAAUUAGAAAUGUGUCAUCAGAAUGUAUCAGCUACUUGGAUCUAAUAUUUUGCAUGCUCUGAUUUAUGAAUAAAAAAUACUGGUUGUAAAA